This is a messenger RNA of Lineus longissimus, 2534 nucleotides long. RefSeq names its product cytochrome c oxidase subunit 5B, mitochondrial-like. The transcript has 4 exons. The record is from RefSeq and is a predicted model, not a curated record. Gene Ontology annotation, cellular component: mitochondrial envelope. Bases 16 to 444 code for a protein of 142 amino acids. NCBI's taxonomy places the organism in Eukaryota, Metazoa, Nemertea, Pilidiophora, Heteronemertea, Lineidae. Gene Ontology annotation, biological process: mitochondrial electron transport, cytochrome c to oxygen.
UUCGCACGAUCCAAAAUGGCAUCCCAACUGAGCAGAAAUUUUGCGGUGCUUGCUCGCCGAGCUGCUCGACUAUCCUGUGCUAGAUCCAUGUCUGGGGGUGCCUCAGUAGUGGAUCCGCAGAAGGGGAAAGUUGUUUCUGAUAAGAUUUCUAUGCCUGACACGCUUGGUCAUUCAGUAGGACCAGAACGAUAUGAGUUGUUGGCAAAACUAGCUGGAAAUGAAGAUCCUUUUGAAAUGAAUGUCAAGAAGCGAGCCAAAGGAACGAAAAAUGAACCAACACUAAUUCCAUCAUUAUACGAGAAACGAUUGGUAGGAUGUAUAUGUGAAGAGGACGCCACAUGCAUUAAUUGGAUGCACCUUCACAAAGGAGAGCCUAAGCGAUGUGAAUGUGGUUAUUGGUUCAACCUAGUAGAAGUGCAGAAAGUCGACUAUACCGAACAGUAACAUUUGUGACAGUUAGUCCGAUUGUAUUUUGAAAAUAUGUAAUAUAGUUUGGAAAAUCAUUCCUGUAUUCAUCUGAAAAAAUGGACUAGGUUGAUUCAUGACAGAGCUGAUGGAAUUUUCGGGUUCUGUUCCAAGUGACACAUUAUGUUUUAGUAUGCAGCAAUCAGUAAUUUUUCCUUGAAAUCUUUCAGUCAAGUUGAGGCAUUAUAUAUAAGCAGCAACAUCACUUUUGCUAUUGACAGUUUGCAAACUUAUCUCCUCUCUCACAAAUGCGUCUUAAAAGUUCUUACUUUGAAAGCUCAAGUUGCUGCCAAAUCAUACCUUCUCCCUAUUUUACAAGAGACUGCUGCGGCCAAAGAUUUGGUAUCUAUUUAUUCUACUCCAAAUUGCAUGAAACAAGUGUUAUGGUGAUGAGAAACUAAUUCUGCAGGCCAAAAAUAUAUGUAUUUUAGUCCACGUAUAUUGUUCAAAGUGGCACUGUCAUGCAAGCGCAGUAGGGUGCUGUGCAUGAAGUUACAGCCAAGGUGCAUUGUCAUCGCUCUGUUGCACGCACCUAUUAAGUGAGACAAGACCACCAUUGAAUAUUCAUAGGUUGGAGGUUCCAGACCUAUCAAUUAGACGCGAGUAUGUUUUUAACAGUCAAGUGCAUAUUUGGAGAGGUAUUGAAAAGAUAUUUGUUGUGGCAAGUCUACAGAUAUGAAGGAAUUAUUUGAUGAAAUAUUAAUUUUGAAUUUUGCUAAUUUCACCAUUUACUUGCCAGACUGUCCAGAAUAUCAUAUCAAAGUUUCAGAUUCACAACCCCACGCAGUAUUUGAUGCGUCGCGGUCAAACAUUGACAAUUGAACUGCUAAAAGGCUUAAAAAAUCAAUGGUGGUCUUGUCUCAAGUGGAAAAGGCAUUUUGGGGUCAUCACCACCUGGCAUGCUGUGGAGAAUCUGUAGAGGUUCUUCACGUGUUUUGAUGGCCACCUGCCAAUGCAUUUCCUUAACUUCGUGACCACGUGUGACGGCCAAUAUAGCAGUGUAAAACAAUUGGUAACGUCAUCAUGUGACGUCAGUGAAGAACCUCUAUAUGCUGGCGUUAAUUUUAGAAUUUGCAAUACUUAACUGUGAAGAGGUAUUGACACUGUGUUUGUGGAAGUGGCCAUCCAUCACUGCACUUAUUUUGUGCAAUUUGGUGCAAACUAAUAUAGUGCAAGCCAUUUUUGCUACGACAACCACUUGUGAAUUUAGGAGUAGUGCUGUGUUGCUGAGUGUGUUAUUACUACAUAUCAACGAUGUCACAAUAUUUUCUAAGAACAUGCUGAAGUUGCUAAAAGCUCAUUUGUCCAAGCUAUGGCCUGUGUGCAUAUAAUCAAACAAAUCUGGUUGACUGUGUGAAUGCUUUUCUGGCCAAUAUGCUGCGUUUAAGUAGAAAUAAACCAAGUCAAAUCCUGCAGUGCGAGUGGUUUGAUAUUAGUUAAAAAUUUCCUGGAAAUUUAAUAACUAGCUGUUCGUAUGUGCUAGUCAUGAGUAAGAUUUUACUGUUCAACCGAAACAUAGCUUGUAGCAUUCAUUAGAAUGAAAUGCAUUUGCAGUAAGAACUUGAUUACUCGAAACCCAAUUACUGCUCAAAAUUUUGGUCACUUGAACAAGUCUUUGAAUAACUAAUAACAAGAGUACAUCUCACUUGGCAGACAUUCAUAUCUCAUACAUGUAGUAUCUUUAAUAUCCUUGAACAAGCUCAAUGAUGUAACAGUAAUCCCGAUCGAUGCUUGUAGCGUUCCGUUUCAGUGAUUUUCCGGUUUGAGAAUUUAUUAACUCCUAUUAUUUAGUUGUCAUAUUUGUGCAAUCUAAUACUAGUUUGUCAUUGUCUGGAAAGGACUCUCUGUUUGGAAGCUUGAAAUACAAAAGCCAAAGGCAAUGGAAUGAUAAUGUAUGUACAUUCUUAUUUAAUCAGGUUUGUGGCAAGCAAAACACAUACCUCAUGACCUCAAUAUCUGUACUCAUUGUCAAUGUGGUUUUAAAUGACUCACGUUGUUUUCCACACUAGUUUGGAUUUAUACUAAUGCGUGUCAAUAAACAGAAAUGGUCUUUGUUGAUAAAAUCAUAA